AAGAGAAUGGCUUUUACGGUUUCUAGAUCUGAAUCAACUUUGACUUCAGAGAGGGAGAAGGAGAUUAUUGAUAAAAAUCAUACAGACAUAAGGGAGAACAUUAAGGACUCUGCAAGAGUUGGUGAUGGCAUCUCAAGCCAGCUCCACCUAAAAUCCCCUUCUCAAACAUUGGACAAACAUGUUGUCCUUAGGCGCAUCAAGCAACGCAAGUCCUAUAACAAAGCCAAAAAUGCUUUUGAAGCUCUUCUAGGCACUUUGAAAAGAGAGUCAAACUCUGGACAAGAACACAAGUGGCUCCAACACGUCGAUGACACUUUCUCUUCUCCUUGACAGAAAGAUUGAACCAUGCAUGCAUAUUAUGAUAUGACCCGCGCACCUUGAUUUGAUGCAUGACUUGGCCUUAAAUAACUUUUUUGUUUUUUGUUCUUGUAUUAUGCAAUUGUGAAUAGUAUGUUUAACUAUGUACGAUCUUUGAAUACA
Molecule: messenger RNA, 480 nt
Organism: Trifolium pratense (red clover)
Lineage: Eukaryota; Viridiplantae; Streptophyta; Magnoliopsida; Fabales; Fabaceae
Exons: 1
Coding region: 7-330 (107 amino acids)
Source: RefSeq, a predicted model, not a curated record